AUGGAGGCCCCAAGGCCCUUUGCGCGGGAAUGGUGCGCCCAAUCACUUCCCCUGACGCGAGGAGGCCUCUUGAAGCUGCGGGUCUGGGAACUCUGGCUACUACUGCUGGAUUUCGGUUUGAACGCGGAACUUCCUCACGAAGAGGACGUACACUUUAUCAAUGAGUACGUGAACGUCCACAAUGAGCUCCGGGGCAACGUCCUCCCCCGAGGGUCUAACUUGCGCUUCAUGACUUGGGAUGUAGCUUUGUCACGGACUGCUAGAGCAUGGGGGAAAAAAUGUGUGUUUGAACAUAAUAAUCAUUUAGAAGAACUAAACAUGGCCCAUCCUAAAUUUAAUGGUAUUGGUGAAAAUAUAUGGGUCGGACCUGAAAAUGAAUUCACUGCAAGUAUUGCUAUCAGAAGUUGGUAUGAAGAGAGGAAAAAGUACCGUUUUGAAAAUGACAGUUGCUCUAGUGACUGUUCUAAUUAUAAACAGCUUGUUUGGGACACAUCUUACAAAGUUGGUUGUGCUGUUACUUCAUGUACAAGAGUUGGACGUAUUAGAUAUGCAGUGAUUUUCAUAUGCAACUAUGCACCAGGAGGAUCUCUGUCGAGAAGGCCUUAUAAACCAGGAAUAACUUGUGCUCGAUGUAGCAAAUAUGACAGAUGCACAGAUUUUCUAUGCAGUAAUGCAGAUCGUGACCAAUCCGUAUAUUACCGAUUCUGGUAUCCCAGAUGGGAAGUUCCCCGGCCAAUUGUGUGUGAUCCACUGUGCUUAUUUACUUUCUUUCUGAGAAUGUUAUGUUUUUCAAUAUGUAUCAUAGUUGUUUUGAUAAUACAGUCUCGGUUUCCAAAUAUAUUAUUGGAAGAAGAGAUGAUAUUUGCCCCUGAAGUAACCGAGGUAGAGCCAGAAAAUUUACAGGAAGAAGACAGGGAAAAGGCGGAGGAAGUGGAGGAAGAAGAAGGAGACAAAGAAAAGAAGGAGGGAGAG
Odobenus rosmarus divergens (Pacific walrus) is the source of this 972-nucleotide messenger RNA. RefSeq names its product GLI pathogenesis-related 1 like 2 (gene GLIPR1L2). The annotation marks the transcript as partial. The transcript is spliced from 6 exons. Lineage: Eukaryota; Metazoa; Chordata; Mammalia; Carnivora; Odobenidae. The record is from RefSeq and is a predicted model, not a curated record.